Molecule: messenger RNA, 5406 nt
Organism: Thalassophryne amazonica
Lineage: Eukaryota; Metazoa; Chordata; Actinopteri; Batrachoidiformes; Batrachoididae
Gene: arhgap10
Product: Rho GTPase activating protein 10
Exons: 23
Coding region: 398-2692 (764 amino acids)
Biological process (GO): signal transduction
Cellular component (GO): cytoplasm
Molecular function (GO): GTPase activator activity; protein binding
Source: RefSeq, a predicted model, not a curated record
GUCUGUCACUGACUUUUGUAGGUGGAUCUCCUUUGCUGCUGAGCAGGGAAACUGGGUGCAGAAAAUCAUGGUUUUUUGACAACUUCGGCGCGGUAACUUUAAAUGAACAUUUCACCCAAUAUUUUUGCUGUGUUUUCGUCUUUUGGCCGCGCUCCUUGCUCGUCGUUCUUGACGUCAUUUCAUUGCUGUCAGAAGUUUCCAUGCUAACGACUGUUAGCCCGCUGCUACUCGUCGGAGAUGUUUCUUCUCCGCUACACUUGACAUUAACAGCGAUAAAAGUGGUGACUCGACUGCGUGGUGGGUGAUUUUUUUUUUUUUUUUUUUUUUGACAGCUGCAGAGGAUUUUAAGGAACAUUUUGAACCAGGUGGUUGUUGUGCUGAAGAAACUUGGGAAGCCAUGGGACUACACCCGCUAGAGUUUAGUGAAUGUUAUCUGGAUAGCCCGAGUUUCAGGGAGAAGAUAAAAGCUCACGAAGCAGAGCUUGACAAAACCAACAGAUUUAUCAAAGAGCUCUACAAGGAUGGAAAGAACCUCAUCAAUGCAACAAAACAGCUUGGGAUGGCACAGAGAAAGUUUGCCCAGUGCCUGGGAGAGUUUCAUUUUGAGUAUAUCGGCGAUGCAAAGACGGAUGAUGAGAAAUGCAUUGAUGAGUCUUUACAAGAGUUCUCCUCAUUCCUGAGGAACCUAGAAGACCAACGUGAGCUUAUGAUGAGAAACAUCACUGAAACCUUAAUGAAACCUUUGGAAAAGUUCAGGAAAGAUCAUCUGGGAGCUGUUCGGGCGGAAAAAAAGAAGUAUGAGAAAGAAACAGAGAAGUACUACAGCUCCCUGGAAAAGCUUUUGAAUAUGUCAGCAAAGAAGAAGGAGCCACAGCUACAAGAGGCAGACAUCCAGGUAGAGACCAUGAGGAUGCAUUUUCAGGAGGAGUCACUGGACUAUGUGUGCAGGCUGCAGGAGAUCCAGGAAAGAAAGAAGUUUGAGUGUGUGGAACCGAUGCUGGCUUUUUUUCAGACGGUCUUCACUUUUUAUCAUCAAGGCUUUGAGCUGGCGAAGGACUUUGACCAUUAUAAAAAAGCACUGCAAAUCAAUAUUCAAAAUACAAGGAGUCGAUUUGAGGGCACACGUUCAGAGGUGCAUGAGCUGAUGAAGAGGAUCAGGGAGACCCCCCAAGAAUACAGACAGACCAGCCCCAUCAGCUGUGAAGGCUACCUCUAUGUACAAGAGAAACGGCCACCUCCCUUUGGUUCAAGUUGGGUCAAACGGUACAGCACUUUUGUGAAAGAGCAGAAGAUCCUGCACAUGGUGACCUUUGACCACAGAUCUGGUGGAAAGAUUGGGGAGACAGAGUCCGUCAUGCUGAAAUCCUGCAUCCGCAAAACAACAGAUGUGCUGGACAGAAGAUUCUGCUUAGAACUUGAUAUAACAGACCGGCCAGGGACAGUAUUGACAGUACAGGCUAUGUCAGAGGAUGACUACAAGUUCUGGAUGCAGGCCAUGGGCGGGAAGGAACCUCUUGGUCACUAUCUUGGAAGAACAUACUCUAAAGAAAGAGGAAUUGAUGCCCAGCUCGAUGACGUGGGUUUCAGUUUUGUGAAGAACUCCAUCAGUGCCAUAGAGACGAGAGGUAUUAAUGACCAAGGCUUGUACAGAGUUGUGGGAGUAAGCUCAAAAGUCCAGAAGCUCUUGUCCCUAAUGAUUGAUGAAAAGACCAGUGAAGUGGAUCUGACUACCACAGAGGACUGGGAUAUUAAAACAAUAACCAGCGCAUUAAAGCUUUAUCUCAGGAGCCUUCCUGAGCCACUGAUGACCUAUGGACUUUACAAAGAGUUCAUCAGCCCUGCAAAGGGCGGUAGUCCAGACUCUCGUAUCCAAGCUGUCCACUGUCUGCUCCACAAACUACCAGAGAAGAAUCGACAAGUCCUGGGGCUGCUUAUGAAGCAUCUGGCCAAUGUGGCAGCUCACAGUAAACACAAUCUGAUGACAGUGGCUAACCUGGGUGUUGUGUUUGGACCCACAUUAAUGAGACCACAGGAGGAGACAGUCGCUGCCAUCAUGGACCUCAAGUUCCAGAACAUUGUUGUGGAGAUUCUAAUUGAGCACCACGAGAAGAUCUUUGCAGAUGCUCCCAAAUCAUGUCCUCUUUCACCUGCUGCCCCAGUAUUCUCUGCUCCCACAAGGCAGUCCAAGAAGAUGAGUCGGCAGAACCGUCCUCUAGCUGUCUACAAUCCGCAAGCCCUAGACAUUCAGACUGUCUCACCAGUGGGAGAUGGUGCUACAGAUGAGGCAUCAUUGGGCAGCAAUGAGUCUGUGUCGUCCCAGUCAUCAUCAGCUUCGACCUCAGAAAUGCCAACCGAGAAAUCUGACCACACCCUGCUUGGUGCCAGCCUCAGCUCAGGCAGUGACUCCAGAUGCGGAACAGCAGCAGGAGCCUGGUCUUCCUCUGGAGCAUCGGGAGAGAGUAAACAUGCUGCCAUCAAUGUUUCCUCUGAAAAAGAGAAGCCAGAGGAGAGUGUCACCAGCAGGAGAGCCAAGGCAGUGUACCCAUGUGAGGCUGAGCACGACUCUGAGCUCUCCUUCCAGGUCGGCGCAAUAUUCAAUGCCGUGACCCAGUCUCGAGAGCCUGGCUGGCUGGAGGGGGAGCUCGAGGGAAAGAGGGGCCUCAUCCCUGAAAACUAUGUGGAGAUGCUGUAGCCUUAACACAAAAACUAUUUGGACGUUAUCCCCUUCACAGAUGGCAGUAAGCAGAUGCAUGUGCCUCAACUGUCAAGUCUUGUUAUCCAACCCCCCACACCAAGUUUUUUUUUUUUUUUCAGUCAGGUGAUUGUCUCAGAGUUUCACUUUGUGUUUUGACUUGCAGCUUGAGCCUGUGAUGCAUGCACAAAUGCAUUUCUUUGUUUUAGUUUUCUUUGCUUUUGUAUUCUCAUGAGUUGUCCAAUUAUAAUUGCAGUCUCAGUUUACAUUGACAAUGUGCAGAAGAAAGACAUAUCCAGGCAACUUUGUAGCAGCAUCUCUCUUUUCAAAGUUUCACUGGCUCCUCUGUCAAACUAUACAUGGUAUCCAUGAGGCUGAUCCACAGAACAGUUCAAUAUAUUAACAGUUUAUCUCCAUCAGUACCCAUUUCACUGCAGUGGCACUUUGUACCAAGUCCAGCAACUUUUCACCUACUUGACACUGACGCACGACGCAUGAAUUUACUUUCAACAGUUGUGUGUGUGAGACAUGACCACCAGAGCACCCAGUAAAUCUAUAUAUACGGGUAUUUAUGAAAAUGAGCUGGUGUGUUGUUCACUUAGUUCACUUAGUCAUGUCCAUAAGUAAAUGGACAGCAACACAAUAUUUGGAAUUUUUCCUCUGCAUGCCACUAUAAUGGACUUGAAGUUAAAUGAUGUGCUUGCACUGUAGACUUUUAUCUGUAAUUCAGGAGUUUAACAGAAAUAUGGUUAUUUGUAUGCUUAGUUCCUCCAUUUUCAGAGAGCAUAAGUAAUAAGACAAACUAAAUGUGACUUUUACAGCUAGUUUUCUUUAGACAGUGCGGGGAUAGAGAGAGUUCUCAAAAAUGCUGGGUGAAGCCACCAAGACUCCCUAACAACACUGAAGGAGUUAUAGUCCUCUGUGACUGUGAUUGAUUGAAACUAUGCAAAUUGCAUAGUGCAUGGGACACCCAAGCCUAGAUUUGAGCAGUUUUGGAUGAAAAUCUUUUUUUUUUUUUUUUUUUCUUUCUUCCCAACAUGAAGCUGUGACUGAUGAUACAACAGACAAAAGUUGCAGUAUGCUCAGUUCUUCCUGGCACACCCUCAGAAGCCUAUAUUCUCCAUCAGAGUUGUCAUUGGUGUAUUGGUGGCUUCCCUCAUUAGUGUCCUUUUGCACACCCAGGUUUUGAGAACUGAUUGCUGUAGUAAAAUCCAAGACACAUUCAGCAACUUGGAAGUGGUCAUGUAUCCAUUCACAGACUUGUCAAAAGGGAUUAUUCAUAUUAACUAUUCUUGUCAUUGUACUUAUGGUACUUAUUGCCACUAAAAAUGGGCGGAACAUGAAUAAAAUGGCUGCAAUUCCUGAAUGGUUAAUGUAAUAUUUUUGUUAAACUCAGUGAAGUCUACACUGACUGUCCAGACAUUGAAGUCUGAUUAUUUCAACUCAGUUGCAAUGGUGUACAGAGGCAAAAUUACAAAAACUGUCACUGUACAAAUACUUAUAGACCUGACUAUAUAAAAGGUAGGGGUUGAAUGAUACAUUGUGUAUCAUACUAAUCAUAUCUGUGGGGCCUAUAUUAAACUGUAUCACCCCCUCCCUGUUCGACUACAUCAUGGAAGAAAUAGUAAUUUCAUGCACAAGUAUCAUAAGUAAUUUAUAAAAUGCACUAACAGGAAACGGAUCACAUCACGUAUUACAAUUUAUACUUUAGAAAAAAUAUACACAUUCACCACAGGUUACUUUCUACAUAAUUAGUGUGAACAGUGAUGUAGUUGAGUAUUGUGAAAUGUAUGUAAUCACGACAGGUGUCUCGUGAUGCAUCUUGUGUAUCAUAUCAUGUCACUAGUGUAUCGUUCCACCCCUAAAUAAGGGUUGCCUUUAGUCAUUUUGAAAAAUACAUGCGUACUGCAAAUAAGGCACAUUUCAGUUGUAAUGUAAUUUAUUGAAUUGGCACAGUGGCUUUUGAGUUUUACGCUUUACUGUUUUAUUAUACACUCCAUUUCAGACAAGCAUCUCUGAUGCCUGAAGAAUUACAUUUUUAUUUUUGUAGUGGGACCUGUCGAUUUAAAGCACUAGCAUAAGUCCACAGUGAGCCAAAGUCAGUUUAAAUGCAGAAUAAAGAAUGAGUCCAAGUAUUCUUUUCAAAUCAUCUGUUGGGAAAAAGUGUUUUUUGUUUUAAAAUGUUUUUUAAUGUUCAGAGCAAUGAAACAGUUUUUUUAUCUUCAUUUUCUCUGACAUAUGUGAUUAAACAAUACCGUUUAUUAGUCACCCACAUCAUACAGUAUUUAAAUGUUUCAUACCCAUUCUGUGAUGUUUUAAUUCGGGAAUGUUAAUGAAUGCCAAAGAUAUUUCACAAGGCUUUCUUUAGAGAUGGUUAACUUUUAAGGUGGUGUUUUUCGUUUGGAAUGGUUUGAGCAUGUACCCAUCACAUAGUAUAUUUCAUCCCUUUGCUGUUCAACAAGACAUUUUAAUUUUUCUGAAAGCUUUGCUUCAGUGGAUUGUAUUUUGUUUUUUUCUUUCUCUUUUCUUUUUUGAAUUGCAGUUGCAAUAAUUUAAGACAUUGAUUUAUGUUUGCAAAGGGCCUCAACUUCACUUGCAUUUUUAUACUUUUGAGUAUCAUUUUGAUCAAUGUUAAACAUACAGUUUUGUUUUGUUCUUCAUUGUAUUAUGUGUUCCUGCAGUAAAAUAAACAUUUUAAAUAACUUAAAAUUAAA